GGAUUUCGUCCCCCCGUCUAUUUUCGGCCCCUUUCUCCUUUGGAGCUUCUUCCCCGGUGGAUAGCUCCUAAGGUCUUGUUGAUGACUCGACGAAGGUGUUCGAUUGUGCUGGCGCCUCUCGCAGCUUCAGCGGCGGGCGGAGCCAAGGCUGGCACUGCCUUCUCUCCCGUUUUAUGUCUGAUCCUAGGUUGGGGAUGGACAGUUCCUUCGGCAAUGCUCUUUCGUCUCGGGUGUUUGGGUUGUGGCUUUCGAAGUUUUGCCAUGGGAGGUGACAAUUGUUGGGCUUCGGUGCAGUUUCCGGUGGGGGGUCAUUUUCGAAGGAGAUUUUGGUUUGUUGUCACUAGUCUAGUUAGCCUUAGCCUUAGAGUUGUGGAGUUGGGAUCUUCGUCCCAUGCCAACCCCGUUAUUCGCGCCGGCCCUCAUGCCACCCUCACCGUCCACGCCGCAGCCACUUCCUCUGACCCCUCCUCCGCCACCGUGGUGCCGCUCAAGCAUUACCGCCCCACAGACGAGAACGUCCGCGACGAGGCCCAUCACCACGAAAUCAGCAAAGUUCUACCGACAAGGGUCGAUGUAAUUGAGAGUAACACCCUAUUUUAG
This is a messenger RNA of Striga asiatica, 600 nucleotides long. The record is from the annotation of a GenBank genome assembly. Lineage: Eukaryota; Viridiplantae; Streptophyta; Magnoliopsida; Lamiales; Orobanchaceae.